Messenger RNA from Solea senegalensis (Senegalese sole), 2058 nucleotides. RefSeq names its product proteinase-activated receptor 3. The record is from RefSeq and is a predicted model, not a curated record. Gene Ontology annotation, biological process: thrombin-activated receptor signaling pathway; phospholipase C-activating G protein-coupled receptor signaling pathway; blood coagulation. Gene Ontology annotation, molecular function: thrombin-activated receptor activity. Bases 478 to 1614 code for a protein of 378 amino acids. Lineage: Eukaryota; Metazoa; Chordata; Actinopteri; Pleuronectiformes; Soleidae. The transcript has 2 exons. Gene Ontology annotation, cellular component: membrane.
GUACAUACUGUACUGAGUGGAAUUUAUGAUAAUAUUUUUUAUUGUAAUUUAGCCAUUUUAAAGCCUCAAAGAUUAAAAAGCAAACGAGCGAAGACAACAGUGGGUUAUGGAAGUUAUGGAAGUAUGGAACAUACGAACGAGUGUGGCUCAGUCAGUAUUGUCACCUUUAAAUCUCAUGAAAUCGAUAUCACAGUAAUGUGACAAAGAUCUUACAUGUGAGGAUGUGCCACAUGGGCAUGUUAAAACAGAAACGGGCAGGAAACCACUCUGGGUGAAGAUGUUUUCUGUGUUGCCCCCCUCAACAUCAGUAGAUGUGGGGGGAGGAGGUGUUUCCGACUUGAAUACACCCACACAGGCGCAGCAGACAGAGGAGACGCUGUUGAAAUGUGAAGCAGAGAAGAGGAGACAACAACAGCCCAACGACAGGAGAGAGAUCUGCGUUUGAGUUUGAGAGUGCUGUUCAAACAAGAAGGAAAAAUGGGAAAACUUGUCUUUAUUCUCAUUUUUCUUCUCUGCAUAAGUGGCUCUCUUCAGAAGAAAGGGAAACCAAAAAGCUCCAAAGUGAAGAGAAACAGCUCUUCACAAGAGUUUCCCGUGCCCAGAACAUUUUUUGGGGAACCUGACGUUCAGCCAACCCACUUUGUCGCAAAUGGGACUCAGGCUCCGCUUUUAUCUCAUUCUCUUCCAGCAUUGAAGUCGCUCAGUAACAGCACAGCAGGUUACCUCAGCAGCCCCCUCAGCACUCGGGUCAUCCCCAUCAUUUACAUGUUGGCGGUUGCUGUCGGCGUCCCAGCCAAUGUCGCCAUCCUGUACACGCUGGCGUCUAAAAUCCGGAAGGUGUCCUCCGCCAUCCUGUACUGCAGUCUGGCUCUCUCUGACCUCUUCCUCCUCCUCUCCCUCCUCUUCAAGGCUCACUACCAUCUCCAUGGUAACCACUGGGAUCUUGGAGAGACGGCCUGUCGAGUGGUUACGGCCUGUUUCUAUGGCAACCUCUACUGCUCGGCACAGACGCUGGCCUGCAUCAGCAUCAAGCGCUACCUGGCUGUAGUGCACCCCUUCAAGUACAAGGCCCUCCCCAAGAGGAUGUGCACCGCCUGGGUCACGCUGGCCGUGUGGGCGGUGUUCGCAGCCGCCGUCGUCCCCGAGCUCCUCGUCCAGCAGAGUUACUGGCUCCCUGAGCUGGAGCGCAUCACCUGCCAUGACGUGCUCCCUCUGGGCAGAGACUCCCACAGCUUCCUGCUCUACUACAACCUCAUCCUGACCGUCCUUGGCCUCCUGGUGCCGCUGGUCACCUCUGUGGUGUGCUUCUGCAGAAUCAUCUGUGAGCUCAACCAGUCCCACCACGACUGGACCCUGUACAUCAAGGCCAGCUCACUGGUGUUCGGCAUCUUCCUGGUGUGCUUCACCCCUGCCGGAGUUCUGCACUUCCUCCAUUAUGUGAAACUGUUUGUGAACAGAACAGAGAACCUGUACAUGUACUUUAACGUGGCCGUGUGCUUGUGCUGCCUCCACGCGUGUCUGGACCCUUUCCUCUUUGUCUUGAUGUCCAAGUCUGUGGGGUCAACACGAUACUUGAGGGCCUUCAAAGGCAAGACUUUGAGCAUAUCUGUUUAAGAGACACAUGUUCCGCCCCUUCCCCCAAAGACUGGUGUUAUGGUGAUAUUUUGGAGCUGAUGUGGAGGUGAAUGCUCUCUGUGGCUGGAACCAGAGAGAGAAAGCAAAAAGACCUCUACUGCACCAAGAGAUGGACUUGGCCUUUGUUUCAAUCAUUAGGAUCAAUAGAUCUAAACAAUCAGGGUGUUUUCUUGACUGAGAAGCUAGCAGUUAGCAUGUUGCUACAUUUCCUUCAGUGCAAUUUAGUCUAUAUUGGUAAAUUACGCAAUAAGCUGUGUUUGGAUUGUCAGAAAUUGUCUUGGGAAUCAAAAUAUCUGAUAAUAACAGUUGCAUGGCACCCUUUUGUUGCAGUACCUUGUACAGUAGUUUGGUACCUGAACGGUGGAGUUAGACCACAUGUGUCAAACUGGUGAGGCCCGCCCACCACUGUGCAAGGUGAUGGAA